AUGCAGAGGAGUUCAAUUUCAUCAUUGGAUGAUGCGAAGAUUGUAAAAGCUACACCAAAAGUCCAUGUGAAUGAAGAUGUGAAAAGCGGAGUGCAGAAAUUCUGUGUAAUUCUUCUCUCUGAAGGGGGUGGAGUUCAGGGAGACAUGGAUGUGCUAUGUCAGAUUGGUUUAGAUGGUAUUCGGAUGCUUGAUCCUGCAACAAACCGAACACUGAAACUCUAUUCCCUUGAAUCUGUAACAAGAUGGGAGGUAAUGGAUUCAAAUGUAUUUGUUUUCUGGACCAAAAGUUCCAUUGAUGUUGAUGAAAGACGUGUUAGACUAAAGUCAAACAGUUAUACCACAACCAAUAUCCUUGACAUGGUAGUUGCUGCAAGCAUUCAGCUCAAGGAGAUGGAAGAAGUAACAAUCUCUGAACAACCAACUGAAAAGAAGAAAGUCUUCCCUGAUUGGAAAAACUUGAUUAAGCCUGGAAAUGAAGAAAAAGAUCAUUGGGUUCCAGAUGAAGCAUCUACUAUUUAUUUAUUUAUUUAUUGUAGAAUUGCUCUCACAACAGAGGAAAAUGCUCAACAAGUUCGAGUUUGUGACCAAUGCAUGGCUGAAGUUACUCAGAGGCUGAGUCAUGUGAAUGGGGUGGCAGGUAGAGGUUCUUCUGGGUUUAAUAGGCAUGAAGAUCUUACAACAUUCUACUGGAAUGGAAUCUUGAAUUCCGAUUCUGUCAGAAUAAAAUCUUGA
Messenger RNA from Lactuca virosa, 732 nucleotides. Lineage: Eukaryota; Viridiplantae; Streptophyta; Magnoliopsida; Asterales; Asteraceae. The record is from the annotation of a GenBank genome assembly.